AUGUCACUGCGCUUCGAUGGCAAGGUUGCUGUGGUGACCGGCAGCGGUGGUGGGGUGGGCAGGGUCUACGCCAUCGCUUUCGCGGAGCGCGGGGCGAAAGUGUUGGUCAACGACAUCGGGGGCAGCUUGAGCGGCACAGGAUCCAGCUCGAAGGCUGCCGACGAUGUGGUGGCGGAAAUCGUCGCAAGGGGCGGAGCCGCCAUCGCCAACUACGAUUCCGUCGAGAAUGGCGAUAAGAUCAUCGACGCUGCUGUGAAGGCAUUCGGCUCUGUUGAUAUACUCGUCAACAACGCCGGCAUCAUCAGAGACGUAACGUUGUCUAAGAUGACUGACAAGGAUUGGGAUACCGUGCACACGGUGAACCUGCGCGGGGUGUACAAGUGCACCAAAGCCGCGUGGCCUCACAUGAUCAAACAGGGCUUCGGCCGCAUUGGCGGGGACGUCCCAGGGGCGGUGGAGCUCGUGAAGUCCUUUGUCCCCAGCUUGCCCCCCGGCGAGUUAGAGUCCUCGGCCGAGCACUUCGUUAUUAUUUGGGCCGCAGCUGUGAAGCUUAAGGCGGCUCCCAUCCGACGCAUGGCGUCGUUUCCAGACACCGAGGCCAACAUUGCCAUGGAUGUCAAGCGUGCGAGGCUCCAGCAGGUCAAGGGCCGCCGGGCGACAACGUUGGAGAAGAGAUAUCGCGACCUCCUCAAGGUGAGGUCAUUCUUGAUGGCUCGGAAAGGUUACGCCUUGCCCCGGGAUGCGGGUGACAUUUUGGAGUCCCUGCAGGUGCGCUUGGAGGAGCCGUGCAGGCGCACGGUUCUCACAGCCGCGGUCGAGGCGAUCGGGUUUCUUGAAAAAGGCGGCGGCGUCCGCCCUCAGGAGAUGCUCGCAUCAGAUCCCCUGGUUAAGAACUUCGUCCUCGAGGCGAUGGCGCAGGGAAAGAUGCCUUCGUCGGGGUUUCGUCAUAAAGCACCCCGUCCAGUUGUGGUCAUCGUCAUCGCCCUCGAGCGCGUGGUCAUCGACGAGUCCGCCGAAGUUUACAAGCGCAUGCUGGCCUUCUGCAAGCUGUGCAAGUUCUGGGGCGGCAAGGACAAGUCCAACGAAAUCCUCCCGUACACGAUUUCUACGGAGGCCUUCCUGGAGGUGCCUAUGUGGUUGUCGGUGGGUGCGGAUUUGUGGUCGCACCACGCCCCUGGGGAGCGAGACUACUUCCUCGCGGCCCCGUCCGUCGACUACACGGGGGUCGCGCACAGGGAGGUGAAGUACCACGAGUGCGCGGCCUUGGCGUUCUUGCCUAGGGCUGCGACGCUUCUGGGCUUCGACAAGGAAUGGGUGGACACCUCGGGCCGCCGGCAGGGCGACCGCUCCGAGGCCUACUUCUGGGUCCACAGGCGCAGGGUCGAAACCAUCCAGCAUAAGGUCAGCUACGUCAUCCGCGAGAACAUGGGCAAGGUGGACGUGUUCGACGAGGAGGACACUCUUGCGGCCUUGGCCAGAAGAGACGCCUCUUUGCCGUCGCUGCUGACCCUGGCCCCGCCCAUGAAACGCCAAGAUUCUGAGUUCCUGGCCGCGCCGCGCCCCUCGUCUACGAGAGGGCGGGUCUACGCCCACAAGUUGCCCGAGAGCGUCCAGGGCCACUUCGCGUUGAUCGGCCGCAGUGGCUUCCGGCGGCUGCGCUGCGCGAGCGCGUGCCCCAGGGCCCCAGGGCUUGGAUUUCAAGGACUGUACUUCGAAGAGAUGGGCCUCUUGCUCCCCGACGCUUCGGAGUGCCACGAUUUCUGCCGCUCUUGCUGGAAGGGGGACGCGCGCCCCGCGGAGGACGAGGACGAGGCGCAGGUGUCGUCGGCAGCCGGCUCUUCGGACGAGGAGCGCCCUCGCCGAUGCUUCAUAGGCCUCCUGUCUCUCCUCCAAGGCUCCGGCGCAUUGCGGCACUCGGAUGUUUUUUGUGCACAGCGGCGCGCGGGCAUUGGUGUCCAGGUGAUUUUCGGCCGAGAAAAAAUUACGGGGCCCAUGCUGGCGCGCGUCGGGCGGCUUGCAGACGCGAGUCGUGUGUGGUGGUCGCUGAGGUGCCAGCCGGGGCCCGAGGGCUGUUUGAAGAGCGUGAAGGUUGCAAUCGAGAAGGACGUGGAUUACGCGGCGGCGUCGCUCCUGAGCGGGCUGAAGCAUCUGCUGCGAAGACUUGUGGCUGGCACCGAUGCCACGCUUUUUGAGGAGGCGCGCGUUCUGUCAAUGAGACGCCACGUCAGGAGCAUCCUGGAUGAGGCAGGUUUCUUCAUGGAGAGGUGGGCCCUGAUAGGCGCCGGGCACGUCUUGCCACGAACGCCCCAGGUCUUCGAGCCGAAGACGCGAUGGCCGCUCGUGCCGCAGAGGGCCGAGGACGCACACGAGGUCAAUGCCUUCUCCGCCUCGCCCAAGGACCGAGGCAAUCACCAGUCUGCCCGCCGCGUCGCGGAGCUCAGGGAGGGGGCCGCCCGGAACAAGUUGGCCUUCCGGAUCUCCCUGGAGGAGACGCGUCGCAGGUUCGGGCAUCGCCUCGCGAUCGCAUCGCUCGGCGCCCAGGCGCAGUCGAAGUCCGAGGAUGGCAGCGCAUCGUCCCGUUUGCUUUUCGACGCCGCGCACGGGGUCGAUUUGAACCGCCGCAUCAAGGUCCGCGACAAGAUCCCCUUCCCGAAGGCCCGGGGCGUCAAGAGGUUCCUCCGCGCGGCGCAGGAUGAAGGAUCCUUGGCGCACCGCGUGGAGCUCGACGUCGCGGACGCGCGCCGCGCGUUGCGGUUCGCCCUUUUCGCUGAUUGGUGCGCCAUGGUCCAAGGCGCCGGUUUCGCGCGUGCGAUCGCGUGCCUCGUGCUCUGCCUGCCGGUGUUGGGCGCCCCUCUGAGCUGGAAGAGGUCCGGCGGCGGCAUGCGGCUAGCCUGGAUCGGCUACGAGCCUGACGCCACGGGAAAGAUAUGGUCCCUCGGCACAUCGGAGGCGAGAGCCGCCUGGAUUACUUCUGGGUACGACCGCGUAGUCAGGGAUGCUUUCGUCAGCAUCCUCGAGUGCGAGGCGAGCGGGGACAUGGUGACUGUCGCAGGCUGGGAGGCCGCGCUGCCGGGCGAGGGUGGUGCUCCCCCGUCGACGAAGCGCGCCCGUUGGUUCUACAUGGAGUUGGACCAACAAACUGCCCCAUGGGCGUUCUCGAAGGGGGCCCCGUUCCGCAGCAUCUCGGCUUUGGAGCUCCUCGCUUCCACGGUCGGUUUGAUGAUGUUCGUUCCGGAGGGCGUGGCAAAUUGGGAUGGCCGCUGCAUUGCUUCGUGCCUCACCGACUCGCAGGUGGCGUCCAGGGUCGUGGAGAAGUUCAUGUCAACCAAGCUCCCGUUGGACAUUGUCGCGAUGGAGCCGUCGGCCCAGCUGGAGGCGCGACGUGCCGGCUUGGUUUCCGAAUGGGCCCCUGGAGAUCUGAACUGCCAAGCCGGGGCGGAUUCCACCACCAAGAGCGGCAUCCUCGGCUUCACGAGGUCCUGCGCGCUCGAGGGCGCGAGGCGGGGCGUCCUCUCCAACGCCGUCUGCCCGAUAGCCGCCUCCCGGAUGACCGAGACCGUCCUGCCCGAAAAGGUGCUGAAGAGCCUGCAGCCAGAUCGGUGUGUCGCGCCGCUGGUGCUGUGCCUCUGUCACGAGGGCUCCAGCGCGAACGGGGAGGUAAUCGAGGCCGGCGGCGGCUGGUUCGCCAAGGUGCGUUGGGAGCGCUCCAAGGGCGCGUUCCUGGCCGGCAGCUUCGGGCCAGAGGACGUGGCGGGCGCUAUGAACAAGAUCACGAGCUUCGCUGAGUCGGACCACCCCGAGUCCGCCCAGGACACGUUUGCCGCCGUCCUGAGCGCGGCCACCGCGUCCAAGUUGUGA
Molecule: messenger RNA, 3858 nt
Organism: Prorocentrum cordatum
Lineage: Eukaryota; Dinophyceae; Prorocentrales; Prorocentraceae
Source: the annotation of a GenBank genome assembly